This is a messenger RNA of Myripristis murdjan (pinecone soldierfish), 7462 nucleotides long. RefSeq names its product SUN domain containing ossification factor (gene suco). Gene Ontology annotation, cellular component: cytoplasm; membrane. Lineage: Eukaryota; Metazoa; Chordata; Actinopteri; Holocentriformes; Holocentridae. Gene Ontology annotation, biological process: protein folding in endoplasmic reticulum; regulation of bone remodeling. The coding region runs from base 209 to 4552 and encodes 1447 amino acids. The record is from RefSeq and is a predicted model, not a curated record. The transcript is spliced from 24 exons.
CGAGCAAGAGAGGGAAGAGGCGGCGUGUGGACCGCGCAAUGAAAAUUAGCACACCUUAAGUAUAGGUUUUAGCCACCCGACACGGCGGUUUGUUAAUUAGUAAUUAACGCGGGCUGACUGAAAAGCUUGUCCUCGGUUUGUUGUGUAGCCACGAGAGAUCAGAAAAAUCCCCCCAAAGAGCGAGGAUGUUGGUCCCCGCGGGAAGAUAAUGAAGAGGUUGCGCGUUUUGUUGGUGUGCCUCAUUGUAGCCCUCCUGUGCUGGUUCCCCAGUCAUCAUGUGUAUUGUUCAGAGCAGAGCUUGUCUGGUCCAGGUCAGUCUGCUGGGGACAACGAUGUUCACAGCCACAACCAGGAGCAGGACUCCACGCAGCACAAGGUGGCAGAAGAAUGGACAACACACACAUCCUACGACGUGGGACUGGAGACGGAGAGAGCAGCUGCACUAAAGCAGCUGGCAAUACACCACGACACACACCAAGAUAAUAAUGAACAGACUGUGAAUCCACAGGAGGCUGUAGUGGUGGAGGUUCAGGCUGAACCAGAGCCUGAUACUGUCCCUGCUGCUGCCGAGCCAGAACUCCACGGAGACGUCCAGGCUGAUGUGGAUCUCCCGACUGACAUCCUGGACCAGGACCAUGACCAGGAAGCACCAGCUUCCUCUACUGCUGACCCAGCUGCAGCUUCAGCACAGGGCCAAGCACCCACAGAACCACCAACCCCAGCCCCUGCAGAAAUCUCCAGUGACGUCCCGGCUCCUGAUCCCAGCCUGGACUCAACUCCAGCCCCUUCCCCAUCCUUAGAUGAAGCCGAACACACACCUACCUCACACAGUGCCAGCCCAGCCCACACAGGUGCAGUGUGGGUUGCCAGUGCUGGAGAUGAACCCCCAGUAGACAGCUUUGUCUUUGCUGUGCUCUCUGGCUUACAGUGCGGGGUCACUCCCCCCAAACUGGCAACCUGUGAAAACUCCCCUUUUGGCAGCCCUCUCUCCAGUGUGGAUGUGGCUGGUCUAGAGGACCAGAGGCCAGAGCAGGGCCAAGGUUCUGGUCCUGAAGCAGAGGUCCAAUCCCUUCAAGACCCUGUGGGCCAUGAGCAGCAGGAGUUGGACGAUGGGCUGUCUGAGCUGGACGAGGGAGUCAACACUUCCGACCCCAACCAAGAACAGCCGGCAGGAGACCCCAGCCUUGUCAAGGAAAUGGACCCUUCAGUGCCCAGCAAAGAGGACAUCCCCACCUUCGACGAGUGGAAAAAACAAGUCAUGGAGGUGGAGAAGGAGAAAAGUCAGUCCCUCCAUACCUCAACCAACGGCAGCCCACACCCAACAAAGAAGGUCCAGAAAAACUUCAAGAAUAACUAUGCCUCCGUUGAGUGUGGUGCCAAGAUACUCUCAGCUAACAACGAGGCCAAGAGCACUUCAGCUAUUCUCAUGGAAAACAUGGACCUUUACAUGCUAAAUCCUUGCAGCAACAAAAUCUGGUUUGUGAUCGAGCUCUGUGAGCCUAUUCAAGUGAAGCAGCUGGACAUUGCAAACUUUGAACUCUUCUCAUCCACGCCUAAAGACUUUCUAGUGUCCAUCAGUGACAGGUAUCCUACCAACAAGUGGGUAAAGCUGGGUACAUUUCAUGCCCGGGAUGAGCGCACCGUCCAGAGCUUCCCUUUGGAUGAGCAGCUUUAUGCCAAAUAUGUGAAGAUGUUCAUCAAGUACAUAAAGGUUGAGCUCCUCUCGCACUUUGGAUCAGAGCACUUCUGCCCCCUCAGUCUCAUCAGGGUUUUUGGCACCAGUAUGGUGGAGGAGUACGAGGAGAUAGCGGACUCCCAGUACCCCUCGGAGAGACUGGAGUACUUGGAUGAAGACUAUGACUAUCCACCUGGCUAUCAACCAUCUGAGGACAAGGCCUCUAAGAACCUGCUCGGCUCAGCCACCAAUGCCAUUCUGAACAUGGUCAACAACAUUGCUGCCAAUGUGCUUGGCGGCAAGCCAGGGCUUGACGGUGGAGCACAUACAGAAGCCAACUCCUCAGCAGAGGCCCAGAAUGAAACAGAGGGGAGCACGGAGGUCCUUAAACCCACUGCAACCUACAGUGGUUCUUCAACACUGGAGACAGCUGAGCCGGGCCAGCCUGCAUCCCAUAAGGAUACUGACUUGUCCAGAGACUCUGCCACACCCUCCCCCUCAUCUGACGACUCCCCUGAAGACAGACAGAUCGUCACUCUUGUGGAGGAGGAGGAAGACGAGGAGCCCAGACAGUCUACUGUCACCCUGAUGGAGGAGGAGGGAGAGGAGGAAGAGGAGGAGAGAGAAGAGCAGAUGAGGAGGGAGGCGAGGAGGAGACGGAGAGAGAGCCAGGUGUACUGUCCUUUCUCCUCUCUCUCCUCCAUCUCACUGUCCUGCAUGGCCACCCUGCCAGAGCUGCUGCAGCGCUGGUGUUCAGCGAGGCUGGCCAAGGAGAGGCAGCGCAGCCUCCGGCGGCGGCAGCUAAGCACUCAAACACAGACCCCCACUGAUGCACAAACACCUGCCCUCACACACACCCCGUCACAAGUCUCUGUCCCCGUCUCCACACCCACCCAGGAGGCCCUUCCCCUCACAGAGAAAGUUCCAGAGCCUGAGAUGCCUCUUCAGGGCCAAAAUGAGAUGAGAGCCUCUGCUGAGGUGCACACCCCACACACACAUCCCAGCACUCACACCCUUGACGCACAAACUCCAGAGGCCCAAAUUCUCCUGGAGCCUAGCAGAACCUCCACCAUCCCCCCUCACAGCUUCUCCCACACUUCCCUGUCCCGGCCUACCCCCAUCCAUGAGGAGAAGCCACUGCCUCCCAUUAAAGACGCAGCCCUGGACCCUGUUCACACUCCAGCUCUCCAAGGGGUCUCUGUCCCAGAGACACUACAGGCCACCAGUGCCACCCCUACCCUUACCUUAAGCUCUCCUCUGCAGCCUCUUACCCCCGAGACAGCCUCCUCUCCUCAAUUAGACAUUUUGCUUCCUUCUGUUAAGGAGCAGCCUGUCCAGCCCCUUCCCCUGGCCUCCAGACCUGCAGACCCAAUCCCCCCUCCCACUGAACUACACACAGCUCUCCCACUGACUGAAACUCACACAGACACUGUAAAGUUUGGAACAGACAGCGGAGACUCUCAGAAACACAGCCUCAAGGCUUCCCAGACCCACGGGGAGCAGGGUGAGCCACUCACCCAGGCCGGAGAGCCUCAUCGGGGGGAGGACGUGGUGGACGACCUCCUCAUGAGCUCUAGCAGCAAUGGGAACAUUCACCGGUCAGCCACAGACUUCUAUGCAGAGCUGCAGAAUGGAGGGGAUUAUGGUGGUGGGGCACUGAACGGAAAUGGGGCGUUACUGAAUGGGGGAGCGGUGCACGGCUCAAGCCAGAAGGAGAGUGUGUUCAUGAGGCUGAACAACAGGAUCAAAGCCCUGGAGAUGAACAUGAGUCUGUCCAGCAGAUAUCUGGAGGAGCUCAGCCAGAGAUACCGUAAGCAGAUGGAAGAGAUGCAGAGAGCAUUCAACAAGACCAUCAUCAAACUGCAGAACACCUCCCGCAUUGCUGAGGAGCAGGACCAGAAGCAGACAGAUUCCAUUCAGGUCCUGCAGAGCCAGCUGGAGAAUGUCACCAAACUGAUGCUCAAUCUCACUGCGACAGUCAGCCAGCUACAGAGAGAGGUCUCUGACCGUCAGAGUUACCUGGUGGUGUCUCUGGUCCUGUGUCUCUCCCUGGGCCUGCUGCUGUGCCUGCAGUGCUGCCGCAGCUCCACUCCCAACGCUCACACCAACACUGCUGCCCUGCCCAAGAGUAACCACUACCCCAGCCCCAAGAGAUGCUUCUCCUCUUAUGAUGAUAUGAGUCUAAAGCGCAGGGUCACCUGUCCGCUUGUUCGCUCUAAGUCGUUCCAGCUGUCUUCUACAGAAGUAGGUCCAGAUGACUUGUACAUUGUAGAACCUCUAAGGUUUUCUCCAGAGAAAAAGAAAAAACGCUGCAAGACAAAGUCGUCGGACAAGGUCGAGACUGUGAAGUUGUCCGACCCCUCUGCUCCGCUCACUAAUGGGGGUCUCAAAUGUAACGGCUUCCACCCCUGCCUGCCUCCCCCACCUGUGCCCGUGGCCCCGCCCUCUACUCCUCCUCCUCCUCCUCCUCCUCCCCCUCCCCCUCCUCCUCCACCUCUCCAUCCCUCUGUGGAGGAGGUGUCAUCGCUGUCCUCCUUCUCCUCCAAGGAGUGUCCCUCAGAGACCAGCAGCUGCAGCUCGUCCACCCACUCUGAGGAGUCCUACACGAGCCGCCUCCCGCCUCCUUCCCCCAUCUUCUCCUCCUCAGGCCUAUGCAACGGUCACGCCCUGUCGCUCGCCCUCCACCAGCCCCCCGCCAAGUCUCGACAGGAGAAGCGCUCGGUGAAGCGGCGGAAGUCACGGCAGGCGGAGCUGCAGUUCCCCUCCGUGCCAGGGGGAGGCGUUGGCUCUUUGCCCAGCCUGCAGCAGCUGAUGAAGGGAAACAAGGAGAUCAGUGUUGGGACCAUAGGAGUGACAGCUGUCACUGGACAUGUCUGAAUACACAUACACACACACACUUUUGAUCACUGUUUGCGCAGUUCAGUCACUUGUACCCAACUCUGUAUUUGCACCCUCACACAGACUAUAUGGUAGCAGACCCGAUGGGCAUAGUGAGGAAAUGAGGUCUUGCCACAUCUCAAAAGAACCACAUUUCCCAUGAGCUCCUGGCGCACCGUGGAAAUGAAGUGGCUAUGGCGACGGUAGCUGAGCAUCAUCCACUCUUUGAAGACGUCUAUAGCCCCUCCUAUCAGAGACCUGUUUACGGUUAUGUGCCUUUAUAUCUGUUCUAGACCUUUUAAUGAUAAAACAUAAAAUUCAAAGGAUUAUUCAUGUUUUUUUUUCAGACAGAGAGACACUAUGGUGGGGAGUGAAACAUUAAGACAAGUCAAACCCAUUUGAAGUGUGGAUGGGCUGUUUUCUACUGGAUAAGCACAUUGUUCCAUGACCCACCCCCCCAACCCAAUAAUUAGAGCACAGAGAGGAGGGGUGCUAGCUGGAGUGAAUCCCAACUCUUGUUCCCUACGUCAAAGGGGGCCUCAAGAAGUAUUUAGCUGCUCUGCUAGGAUGAAAUCUGUUAUGAGAGAACUGUGGAGCAUGACUACUUACUUGUCUUGUCGUUCUCAUUUUCCCUCUGUCCUCAUUGCCAUCAUUUUGUGCAUUCUGUCUGUUGUUCUAACCUAACACGAGUACAGUUGUUUUUACGGGACCAGGGUGUUGAGCUUUCACAUAGACCGCUCUUUUUCUCUGCCAGACUAUUCCAAGCCACCCGUCAGAGCUGAAUGAAGAAAGGCAUUCAGUACAAAGUUAAUCAGUGAGAAUGUGGUUAUGUUUAGCAUCCCACUUUAGCCCACACUGCAAAUACAAUAGCAGCAGUCUUGAAAAUCCUGCCUAGUUUACAAUGAAACGCUCAUCCUGUCGAUGGAGGUUGGGCUGGGCCCAAAAACCUUGUCCGUGUAUACAAACGCAUAUCCACAACACGUGAAGAGAGGUUGUGUAUUAUUGGUAGACACUGUGUGACAGGUCAAACAGGGUUAAGCAGACUAGAGGCCAGUUCUGUUUUUCUUCUUGUUCUCAUCCAUAAAUAAGCCGUGCUCUCAGCUGAUGGUUGCCCUUGUGGUCGGGCUGAUUUAUGCCUCAGAACUGUACGGAUGGGAAGGGUUGUCUCUAAGGGCACAAUGUAAGAGCACAUGUCUAGCUGAAUGUUUACAGAAUGUCACUCACACUACUGAAACCCUGCAGGGGACACAGAGAGACCAGUUUUAUUUAUCUAUUUAUUUAUUUAAAUUCCACAGAUGUGUCCUGUAUAUGAACUGUACAGUGCAGGUCCUGGCCUCUCAGUCUCCCAGUCCUGCAGUGUUGUAGUAGUAUGUCCAUGUGAGCUUGUUACAUAGAAAUAAUGCAAUAAAGUACACAAAGAGGUACUGAUGUAAUGGUCAUGGUGGAUGGCUCAUCCACACUUUAGUUUUAUGUUUUUUUACAUGUUGAGUUUCUGUGAUUUAUUGUUUGCUGCAAAUGGCUGGAUAGCCUGGGCUCUGAAGCUGUAACACCCAUCUGUUUGCCUCAAUGCUGCGCUACAACUUAUAUAUCCAACAAAAUAAUACAGUAAUAUUUUUAAGACUAUGUCUUCAAGGGUAAUGAGGAUUACCAGACUGCUACUUUUGUAUGGUUUUUAGAGAUACUGAAGUAGUGGAAAGGGAUACUGGGCUAAAGUCAGGAUGGUUGUAUAUUUUUGUCCUUCCUUUGUUGGAAGGCGAGCUGACUGACUUCACCUCAUCCUGUUCUCACCAGAGAGAGAACCUGAUUGACCUAAGAUAGCAUUCAUUUUAAAGCUAUAAAUGAGUAUAUAUGAUAAGUUAGAGAUAUGAAGAAGGGGUAUGAGUUUUUUUUGUUUUUUUUUUAACUAAGGAAAAGCAAGCAUCUGAUAGUUUUUGCUUCUGUAUGCGAUUUCUGACCAGCUCUGUCUGGUGUAAGGCUUGGUAAAUGGAUUUUAGACUGAGACACUGAAAAAAAAAAAAAAAUGCAAACCAAAACUCUACACUCCUGUUAGACUUUAAUUACCUCUGCUGACCAACCUCCAGUCCCCUUUUCUUUUUUCUGUUCAUUUGUCUCCACCACAGUCACCUCUGACCCCCACUGCAUGCAUUUCUUAGUGGCUGUGGAAAGAACUGAUAGAGUACGCCUGUUUUUUAUUAACCACUCUAGUUCCCAUUAGGAGACUGAAACGCUUUACUGUUCCACACCCCUGCUUUCCUGACUAGCCGCUUUUUGGUGUUUCUUAACUCUCGCUCGCUCACUCAUUCAUUCUUUUAUUCACCUGUCAUGUUCUUUGUCUGUUUGGCCCCACCUUGAGUGAAAAGUUGUGGUUUCUGAGGAGUAGGACAUGAGUUGGUCGUCUUGAAUAAAGGGAACGCAGCGAGGACGUGCAUGGAUUGGAACACUAUUUUAAUGUGACUGUAUGUUCCCCACACCCAGCAAAUCAUGACCUUUUUUUUUUUUUUUUAAAUGUGUAUGAUCUUAUGUUUGUGUGCGAGUGUGUAAACCUGUAUGCAUGUGAGUGAGGUUCUUUGUUGCUCUCGUGUGUUUGCCUGUGUUAUGAGAGAGACUACUCUGAAUCCGCUUGUCCCAUAACACAGUGAAUAGAGAGAUUGACCCUUGAUGAGAAAGCCCAGGAGCUCAGUGUGCACUUUGUAUAACUCCUCAUGCCUUUUGUUGUUUUUUCUAUUCUACCUUGUAUGUCAAGUGCUGUCUUUUCAGGCAUUUCUUUUAUUAUUUUUUUUCCUCUAUCUCUCUGUGAUUAUUCUGAAGAGCUGCACAGUAUUUUUGAGCGGGAGUGAGUGUAACUACAAAAAAUGUAGUGCCAUUAGAAACUGUGAAUUUCUAAAUAAAACUUUUUUUUGUUGUCUUUCA